AUGUCAGUAGGUAGGACUAUAUCAAUGCUACUCUACGAAUAUUUGUGGAUAUUAAAGGUUUGUGCACUCGAGUCACGUCUUGGAACACGCCAACUAUCAGAAAAAUUGCAAAGAAAACUAUGCGAAGAAAUUGGUGUCGCAUUUGGAACAAUUCAAAAUGAGCGACAGAAAUUUGCUCAGGAAGUCGUCAAUGAAGAAAGAAAAAUGGUUGAAGAGGUGGUAAAAUCAGAAAACGAACCUCAGUAUGAAACAAUGUGUGGAAUAGGCGAUGAAGUGUUUACUACCAAAAAAGAAGGCGAAAAGAGUGUCCCUAAACCGGCUCGAGGUCUGCCUUCUGAAAAACCCGUCGAAGAUGACCAUUAUGAGAAUGUAUCGAAACGUCCAACGACUGCACCAAUACAGCAAAUUGAGAUUAAAGCACCAGCAGUUGGCGGUAUGGCAGACGAAGCAGAUCCAAAGUAUCAAACACUUAUUGGCAUGGACAACGAAAAAAUUUUUGCUGAGAAAAAAGCACCAGCAGUAGGCGGUAUAGUGGAUCAAGCAGAUCCAGCUUAUCAAACACUUACUGGUAUGGAAAAUGCAAAAGUUUUUCAAGAAAAAGUUCAAAAAGGAACAAAAGAAGACAACUGA
This is a messenger RNA of Loa loa (African eye worm), 630 nucleotides long. RefSeq lists its product as hypothetical. The transcript has 8 exons. The record is from RefSeq and is a predicted model, not a curated record. Lineage: Eukaryota; Metazoa; Nematoda; Chromadorea; Rhabditida; Onchocercidae. Bases 1 to 630 code for a protein of 209 amino acids.